Molecule: messenger RNA, 13386 nt
Organism: Hemiscyllium ocellatum (epaulette shark)
Lineage: Eukaryota; Metazoa; Chordata; Chondrichthyes; Orectolobiformes; Hemiscylliidae
Product: tyrosine-protein kinase ABL1-like
Exons: 11
Coding region: 662-4117 (1151 amino acids)
Biological process (GO): protein phosphorylation; regulation of apoptotic process
Molecular function (GO): ATP binding; protein binding; non-membrane spanning protein tyrosine kinase activity
Source: RefSeq, a predicted model, not a curated record
AUGGCGGGCGCCUCCGGCUAAGGGAGAGCGGGAGCGACGGAGCGGCGGCGGCUUGUAGCUUCGGCCUCCUGCGUGUCCCCGCCCACCCAACACAUCCCCCGGUGGGGUGGGUGGGGGGGAAAGUGAAGAAAAAUAUGAGUGAGGGGGGUUUGACGGGAACGGACUUGUCCCGGAACAGCGCCCCGUGAGGGAAGCCGGAGGGUCAUCCCCUCCCCCCACGCCCCCAGAGCUGGGAACUUUGACCCCCCAACCCCUAGCUGACCCCAGCCUUUAAACCCUGUUUGUCCCACACUGAGACACCCCUCUCUGUGCCUUUCACCCCCCCUUCCUUUCCUGACCUCUAGGUUUUGACCCAUCUUCCCUGACCCCUAGUCUGUCACCCCUCCCUCCAUAUGUUCUUUUCCUUGGCUCCUCUCCUGUGUCCCCCUUCGUGAUCCUUCUCUGCUCCCCAGUUUAUGAACCCCUUUACCCCCCUUCUCUGAUUUCUAACUUUCUGUCCCCCCCCCCCCCCUUUUCACAUUUCCGCCUGAUCCCAGAGUGUCUCCUUUCGUGGACACUCUCUCUUCUCACCCCUUCCUCCUCCUCUUACCCAUCACUUGUAAAAGAGUAUAUAUUUUUUGUACUUUUUUAAUUAUUGUUUGGACCUGGAGUGGAUUAAUUUAUGGGGCAACAACCAGGCAAAGUUCUUGCGGACCAAAGAAGGCCGACACUGCCUGCGCUGCACUUUAUCAAAGGGGGGAAGCGAGAGGCAGCCAAACAUGGAGCUCAGCAUUUCAAUGUGUUUGUGGAGCACGAAGCCCUACACCGUCCAGAUUUUGAGUCACAAGGCCUGACCGAGGCUGCCCGGUGGAACUCCAAAGAGAACUUGCUUGCUUGCCCUAGUGAAAAUGACCCCAACCUUUUUGUUGCACUGUAUGACUUUGUUGCCAGCGGGGACAAUACACUCAGCAUAACCAAAGGUGAAAAGCUUCGUGUUUUGGGCUACAACCACAACGGAGAAUGGUGCGAGGCUCAGACUAAAAAUGGCCAGGGCUGGGUUCCCAGCAACUAUAUUACACCUGUUAACAGUCUAGAGAAACACUCCUGGUACCAUGGGCCAGUCUCACGCAAUGCUGCAGAAUACCUCCUCAGCAGUGGCAUCAAUGGGAGUUUUCUGGUGCGAGAGAGUGAAAGUAGCCCCGGACAAAGAUCCAUAUCACUUCGUUAUGAAGGAAGGGUAUACCACUACAGGAUAAACACUGCAUCUGAUGGGAAGCUGUAUGUAUCUUCAGAGAGUCGCUUCAACACCUUGGCAGAACUUGUGCACCACCACUCUACAGUGGCUGAUGGACUUAUCACCACCCUACAUUACCCAGCUCCCAAACGGAACAAGCCCACAAUUUACGGAGUCUCCCCGAAUUAUGACAAAUGGGAGAUUGAGCGGACGGACAUUACAAUGAAACACAAGCUGGGUGGAGGGCAGUACGGUGAGGUGUACGAGGGAGUGUGGAAAAAAUACAACCUGACUGUGGCGGUGAAGACAUUGAAGGAAGAUACCAUGGAAGUGGAAGAAUUCUUGAAAGAGGCUGCAGUUAUGAAGGAAAUUAAGCAUCCUAAUCUGGUACAGCUGCUAGGUGUAUGUACCCGGGAGCCUCCGUUUUACAUCAUCACAGAGUUUAUGACUCACGGUAACCUCCUAGAUUAUCUACGUGAUUGCAACAAGGAGGAAGUGAAUGCUGUUGUGCUGCUAUACAUGGCAACUCAGAUCUCCUCUGCGAUGGAGUAUUUGGAGAAGAAAAAUUUCAUUCACAGGGAUCUUGCCGCUAGGAACUGCCUUGUAGGGGAGAACCACUUGGUUAAAGUGGCUGAUUUUGGACUAAGUAGAUUAAUGACAGGGGAUACAUAUACAGCACAUGCUGGGGCAAAGUUUCCUAUUAAAUGGACUGCUCCAGAAAGUUUGGCGUACAACAAAUUUUCAAUCAAAUCUGAUGUGUGGGCAUUUGGUGUCCUCCUGUGGGAGAUUGCAACUUAUGGAAUGUCUCCCUACCCUGGAAUUGACCUUUCACAAGUUUAUGACCUGUUGGAAAAGGACUACAGGAUGGAGCGGCCAGAGGGCUGUCCAGAGAAAGUCUAUGAAUUGAUGCGAGCAUGUUGGAAGUGGAACCCAGGAGACCGACCAUCAUUUGCAGAUAUCCAUCGCGCUUUUGAUACAAUGUUCCAAGAAUCAAGUAUAUCAGAGGAGGUUGAGAAAGAGCUCGGGAAGAAAGGAGGGAAAUGCUGUGGCAGCAACAAACCACAGGCACCAGAACUGCCAACCAAAACACGCACCCUGCGCAGAACGACUGAGAGCAAAGAGCCAAUUGAAGUUCAGGAGGUGUCCCAUUCAAUAUUUAAAGUCUUGAGCCAACAUGAUUCCGGGGAUCAUGAGAUGGCAGUUUCUCCCAUGCUGCCACGCAAGGACAGAGACCAGGACAGCAACCUGGACGAUGACCGUUUGCAGUCUUUCACCAAGGAGAAAGGCAAAUCCAGCUCCAUCUUCAGCUCCUUUAUCAAAAAGAAGAAGAAGACCGCGCCCGCCCCUCCCAAGCGCAGCAGCUCAUUCCGAGACACGGACGGGCAGGUGGAGCGAAAGGGAGAGGCACUGGAAGACACCAACACUGGGAAAGAUACAAACAACGGAGCCUUUCUCAAUAGCGUAGCCCCUCUUGACGCAAUCGAUCUGAGUAAAUUGCAGCACUCGUUUAGCACUGUGGCACAAACUGCAAACAAUGGAGGUGGAGGAGUCACCAACGGAAGCUUCUUGGGGACGACUGGGUUCUUCUCUCCACAUUUGAAGAAAUCAAACACAUUAACGUCCAACAAAGCUGCAGGGAGUGAAGAGGAGCCAAUCUCCAACACCAAACGCUUCAUGAGAUCUUGCUCUGCGUCCUCUAUGCCUCCAGGCAGCAAAGAGAUGGAGAGGAAAGCCCUGACGCUGCCCCGAGAUCUCCAGUCGGUGGGGAAGCCGGCAGAGUCUGUCCUGGCCUCUGGCUGCGACAGGACUGAGAAGCCAGCGUUGCCUCGGAAAAGGACAAACGAAACUAAAGUGGACGUGGUGCCUCGGGGCAGCAUGACCGCUCCUCCUCGGCUGCCGAAAAAGACAGACGAGUUAAAUGAUGAUGUUUUUGCUAACCUGGAGUCCAGUCCCAGCUCCAGCCCACCAGCAUCGACUCCAAAACUUGUCCGCAGGCAGCCAGGGACUGUUGUGUCCAGUGGUCUUGGCCUCAAGGACAAAGACGAAGGUGGGAAGAUUUGUGCCUUAAAUUCCCCACAGGAACCCAUCUCCUCCAGCCUGGCUGCCCCUGCACUGAAGCAGAGCUCCACCUCUUUCCUUGGGGGAGUGAAUCAGCUGUCUGAGGACUCGAGGGCACGCCGGUUCAAGCAGGCUUCUGACCAGCUGCUGUCAGCUCCCGUUAGGGACCGGGGCAAACUGCAGAAAUCCAAGCCAGCUCCCCCUCCUCCACCAGCUACAAAAUCCCUCCGGCCGCCUCGGAGUCCGACCCACGAGGCCACAGCCGAGAGUGCCACAGGCGUCAAACCUAAGCUGGCCAUGGACACUUCGGGUGGGGAGGCUACAAAGGCCCCCCCACCAGGGGAUGCAGUUAAAAGGCCCGCCCUCCAUUCAGCACCAAAGUCCCAGUCCUCAACGAGGCCGUCAGCUGCCUCCUCAUCCUCCACACAACCUGCCUUACCAAACCCAAGCACCGAACAGCAAACCUCCACCACCACAGCCUUCAUCCCCCUCAUCUCCACCAGGGUGUCUCUGCGCAAGACCCGGCUUCAGCCCGAGAGGAUGGCCAGUGCCAAUAUCACCAAGGACACCGUUCUGGAGAGCACUGAGGCGCUCCGUGUGGCUAUUGACAGGAACUCUGAGCAGAUGGCCAGUCACAGCGCGGUGCUGGAGGCAGCCAAGAACCUGUACACCUUCUGCACCAGCUACGUGGACUCCAUCCAGCAGAUGCGCAACAAGUUUGCCUUCAGGGAGGCUAUCAACAAGUUGGAGAGCAAUCUCCGUCAGCUCCAGAUUUGCUCAGCCAGCCAGGACUUUACCAAACUGCUCUCGUCUGUGAAAGAAAUCAGUGACAUCGUCCAGAGGUAGCAAAGGCUCUGGGGGGUUGGGUGGUGGAGGAGGGUGGACACAAUAUGUACACAGAAUGCUGCUCCCAGACUCCAUAACAGUAUGAUAGAAUCAGGGGAAGGACUUGAAUUUGACUGCUUGCUGCCAGAGGUGUGCAUCGAAACGUAGCAUUUAAUCCUGAGUGGCUCUGUAAAUUCCUCGUGUCUGCUUCAGUUAUCUCUUGCAAUAACGUUGUUGUCACAUGCAAACAUUCAUACUCUACAAACAGCAGGUGAUUCAGCUAAAUAGAUCAACUCUAGCCUAUGUUCAGCUCACCCUUUCACUCUGUCCCUUGCUCCCUCACGUGCUUAACAGUCUCAAGACAAUAGCAGUUAAUUCCACUCCAAAACAUAAGAGGAUCAGCAUUUUCCAUUUGAUAACUAACUGUGAUGUUUUGUUACGUAUUCAGGAGCCAACAAAAUACUUGUGAAUUACAAGUCAGCCAUUGUUGAUUACAAGCCCAGAACAUGUUGAAACUUUUAAUGGAGUGCUGAUAGUUAAGAGAAGACAGUGGAGUAAAAACUCUGAUCCCUCACUGCAAUUCACCUUUCAUCAUUUGCACUGGAUUUUCUUUAAGAAAGAGAACAUGUGUAGUUUAACUUUUGCAGUAUUAGACAGUGGACAUGAAUGCCAGACAAUCGCCAUAAUAAAUUUAGUUAACACCUUAAUAGACUGUGCUUUCCUUUGGUUAUGGGACCAUUGGAAUUUAAUACCGUGGCUGCAAAUUUACACAUUAUGAACUCAUCACAACUGAAGAGAUUGUUAAAUUAAUAAGAGUUGAAUGCUGCUGUAAGUGACAGAAAGCAUCAAAUAGUAGUUCACCACUUGUAUAGUUCCUACCUCAUUCGUACUAGUGUUUCAUUUGAAAGCUUAAAAAGCAGACCGAGAAAGCAGUGAAAUCAGCCAGUGCCCCAUUAUUCCAAGGUGGCAAAUCUCAAUCCUGGCUGGAGCUGGCUUUUCUUGUCAGGGUGAAGAAGAUUCAGUUCAAACUGACAACCCUGAAACAAGGCAGAAACCAACCCACAACCACCAACACCCUGCCUCCAAUAAACACAACUGCAGAGUAGAAUAAUAGUCUAAACUGGCACUCACCAACACAUUUUGUCACUAGGACGUGAGAUACAGGCUGCCAACUCUGGUCUUGAUAUAUUCCUGAAGGUUUCUGCAGCUUUCUAUACUUCAAAAACAUUUUUUUUUAAAAGUCCCUAUGGUACAUAACCUUUGCAUUGCACAAUUACCAGGGAAUGACCAUCUCUGAAAAGAAAAUAUCUAACCGUCAGCACUUGGCAUUCAAUAGAAUCGCCAUCAUUGAAGCUCUUGGCAUCAACAUCCUGGGGAUUACUAUUGAUCAGAAAUUGAACUGGACUAGCCAUAUAAAUACAGUGGCUGCAUGAGUAUGUCAGGGACUAGGAAUCCUGCAGCAAGUAACUCAUCUGAUCACCUCUCUUCAAGGCACAAGUAACGAGUUUGAUAGCUACACUCCCACACAGUAGGGAAUGUUCUAUAACAAUACUUGAAGCACAACCCACCGUCAAUGCACAGCAGCAAUAUGUCCUAUCUACAAGAUGAAUUGUAGGAGUUCACCAGGGCUCCUUAGAGAGCACAUUGCAAACUCAUGAUCUUUACAUUCUAGAAAGACAAGGGCAGCAGAUACGUAGGAACUUGCAAGUUCUCCUCCAAGUCACUCACCAUCAAACUUGGAAAUAUAUCUCUGUUGCCUGAGUAUGGAUGGGUCAAAACUCAGGAACUCCCUCCCCACUGGCAUUGUGGGUGUACCUAAACCCCAUGAACUGCAGCAGUUUCAGAAGGCAGCUCACCACCAUCACUUCAAGGCCAGUUAGGGUUGGGUAAUAAUUGUUAGAUCAACCAGCAAGCCCCAUACCCUGGAAUAAAUUUUUAAAAGCAAAUUUCUUUUGGAGCAGCUCACUUGAGUGACCAGCAGAGUAGUCACUCAUUCCUGGAAGUUUGGUGACUUCCAGCAGUGUGCAUUUGACUGUCUAAAUGUAGAAAGCUACAGCUGUGGCUGUAAUCCAGACUAAUCACAGUGUCUUUUAGUUCAAAGGGGUUGACAAAAUCUCACUCAACACUGCUUAACACACACUCAUAAUCUGUUUUAACAAUUUAACUAAAUGUUAUUAUUACAUAUUGUUUUCUCACAGUGAGCUCCCGCAAUCAGCAAAUUGAUAAUGACCAGAUUUUAAAAAAAGACUAAGGAAGCCUUAAUCUCAGAUGAAAGUAAUAUGUUCCUGGCCAAAAUUAAUAUUACUGAUAUUCGGCAAUAUUAAGACUUGAUGGUCUUAAUACUUUUUAGGAUCAAAUUAAUUGAUUCUGAGAACAAUAUGUAACAUGAAAUGAUGUGUAAUUUGUAAUUGUAUGUAAUGUGGUAACUAAAGCAGACUUGAGGAUUUGUUCCAUCUUUGAAUAUUUACAUUCUUACAUCUCUGUCUUGCCCACAGCUGAGAUGUAUUCACAGGGCUUCAAUGCAAUAAUUUCCCAUUUGUAAAAUUGUUUUCCUCUCUCUAAUUAAAAUUGUUCCCAGUGAAUGUUAAAAGUUACUGGUCAAUCACGAAACUCGCUUGAGUAAACCACGUCAUUUGAACCAAAUGGAUUGUUUUGAACGUAGCUUGUAACUUUUUCACCAGCCAGAAUGUUGUUAAUGACUGCAGAACCUUGACUGCAAAAUCUGAAGGAUUCACAAGCGUUUUAGUAAUUAUCAUCCACGAUCUUGCAUCAAGGCUGCCCAUGGACAUUGUCAGCACGAUUUAACAGUGGGGUGGGGGAAAAUGUGAUGGGAGAGAAAUGUCCUGUCCUUUGACUUGUUAGGAUGACACAGGAGCAGCCCAUAAUAAAACAGUGAAGACACACAUGAUGCACUGUUAUAUGGUAGUCAGGUCUUCUGAAAUGCCUGACACGUAACUACAUCAUUGUGUGUGAUUAGCUUGGACACUACUUACUCUGAAUCAGAAGGGGCUUGGAAAACAGACCCAUAGAAACACAAUGUGAAGUAUUGAGAUGCUUUUGGUGUGAAAUAUACCUUCACACUUGAGUUUUGUUAAGUAAUGCCUUAACUUCCUUCUCACAACAGUCAAGAAUUGGCAUCAACCAGACAUACAUUUCAAGUUCAUUAAUCAAUCCUACGAGGACUUUAGCAUCCACCAAUCUCAGCGGUUGUAAAGUAAAGCUGAUUCUUUUGUUGGUUAUUAGAAUGAGAUGUUUUUAUAUUGUGAUAGAACUGCACUGUGUUGAAACCUGGAGCAGAAAGGCUAAAUGUGGCACAUUGGAGUCAGAUUUGUUUCCAAAUCUGACAGCUUGCUGUUUUGUUUUUAAUUCCACUUAAUGUUCUGAAAAGACUUGAAAGAAAUCAAAUGCUCAUGCAUUUUCUGUGUUGGGAUCUAGCUGUAUAACUAAAGCUCAUGUGAUAGUUAAAUGGUCUUGAUUUACUUUGAUUCCUCUCACAGCGAUAAUCACUGAAGAUGUAGCCUCUGUGUAUUAGCCAGACAGGGUCAACUCUGAUCCCAAUAAUAAUGGCUAGGCUUUCAUGGUUGUAAUAUUUUCAUUUUGUACAUUGUAUCAGUAUUUUUUUGUGAAGAGAUUUCCAGUUUCCACUUACCAUACUACAGCAAUUUAGGCACAAUAUUAAAAGGACUUGAAUCUGCUAUUUGAAUUCUCAUCACUGUAAACUGUGUUGUAAAUGUUCUUCAAAAGGGUGUUCUGCCAAGUUAUUUCCGAAUGUGCAUUUACACUGAAGCUGCAGCCUGGCAUUGAUAUUGGAGACUUGACCACAAGUUGUUGCCAUAUACUGUGUUUAUGUUGAUCAAAUUGCAGAGGUCUCACGCAGCUACUGCUAACCCUGAAGUUGACAAAGAUCAAAGCAAGGCUGGGCCAGAUCAGUGUGAGAACAGCGUCUUGUGUAGAAAAUCCUGUUUAAAUUGCAUCAUAGAAAUGGGCUAAUUUAGCCCAAUCAGUUUGUGUCAGCAUCUACUUUCCACAAGAACUUGUCUGGCUUAGGAACAUAAGAGCAGGAUUCAGCCCCUCAAACCUAUUCCACUUUUCACUUAGAUCAUGGCACAUCUGUAUUUUGACUCAAUUUCUCUUCCUUGGCUUCUCCCUUACUCAACAAAAAUCUACCAAUUUCAGUCGUGAAAAUUGACUCAGUAAUCUAUUCUUUUUUCAGGGGAGAGUUCCAGACUUGCAUGAAAGAAUGUUUCCUGAUUGACAUCCAGCUGACCUACCUCCAGCGUUAGGGUUUUCACCUCCUGUUCUUGUUUCCUCCACCAGAGGAAAUAAUAUCUGCCCUGUCGAAAAGCUUCUUCAAUUUAAUCUUCUACAUCAGGUCGUCCUUCAACCAUCUCAACUGAAGGGAAGAGAAACCCAGUAUAAAUACAAAUAUUGAACAGAUCGAAACGAUAGCAUUCUCUGUCCAGUAUAACUAACUUGAUAUUGUAGAUAUCUUGUAGUGAGGAUAAUUCUUAUGAAUGGAUAAAGGACACAAUUGUAACUUAUUGAUGACACAAAUCACUCCAACAAAUGUUGGCAGCACAAAAGUGCACCUGAACAGCAAAACAAACCCACAAAAUUACUGAGAAUCAUAAACAUGGCGACUUUGCUUUAUUGUGAAACCAUAAUCAAAUCUUAGCACCUCAGCUCCCAUUUCAUUUUUAAAGCCUUUUCCAUUUUUAUUAAAUAAUGAAUUCUUCAUGUGACAUCAGUUCUCAAACAACUGAAUAAGUAAUAACCUCAUACCCAUGGAUACCUGACUGGUCCAUGUCUGUGUUUAUUCUUCCUAAUGAGCUUUGUCCCAUUCUGCUUUCUCUAAUUCUAUAAAUGUAACUUUUUCUGUACAGCCCCUCUUCGUUGUUUGGACUGAAGCUUUGGUGUGAUGUCGAGGGGUGGUAGUGUCACUGUGCUAAUAAUUGAGAGGUCCAAGCUCAUGCUUUGGGAACGUUGGUUCAAAUCCAACCAUGGCAGCUGGUGGUAUUUAAAUUUUCUUCAUAAUGUCUGGAAUUGAAAGCUGCCCUCAGCAACAAUAACCAUGAGAACUAUCAUCAAUUGAUGUAUUUAGUACUUCAGGACCUUUAGGGAAGAAAAUCUGCUACCCUUACUCAUUCUGGCCUACAUGUGACUUAAGGCACACAGCAACAGAGUUGACUCUUAACCGCUCUCUGAAAUAGCUGAAAAGGUGUUGCUGGUUAAAGCACAGCAGGUCAGGCAGCAUCCAAGGAAUAGAAAAGGAAUCUGGGCACACUCUCCUCAUUCCUGAUGAAGGGCUUAUGCCCGAAAUGUCGAAUUUCCUAUUCCUUGGAUGCUGCCUGACCUGCUGUGCUUUAACCAGCAACACAUUUUCAGCUGUGAUUUCCAGCAUCUGCAGACCUCAUUUUUUGCUCUCUGAAAUAAUCCAGCAAGCAACUCGACAAGAAUUAUGGACAGACAACAAAUGCUGGCUUUGCCAGUGACACCCUCAUGUUUUAAAGGUUAUUUAAAAAUAAGUUACCCCUUAAGUGCAUCUGUACUAUUUGCCUCGUUAUGGUAGCUAAUUCCACAUCUUCACCCUUCUUUGAGGUUUUUAAAAAAAGGUUUUCCUUAAGUUCAUCUGCCUAUUAAUCUGUUCCUUGUUCUUUUCCUUGAGCCUUCACUUUUUAUAGAGAAAAGAGCCCUAGCCCCAGUUUUUACUGAUAACUAUAGACUUUCGGUCAUGGUAUCAGCCUUGUGAAUCUCUUUUGCAUCUCCAACACCUCUAUGUAUAUAGAAAGUAAAGCAGCUAAGUGCUCACAAGGGCCCUCACCACUCUUCCAGUCCCAUUCUUCCAUCGCCACCUUGCCUUGGAAACACUGACAUCAUCUUACAUAUGUUAUACAGGACAGCCAUUGAUCCAGUUAAUCCUCCCCUCAUUGGUCCUUAUCAAACCCCAAUAUAACCGGUUCAUUUCCACCUAAUAUGCUAUUAGAUGGAGUUUACCCGUUCAAACUCCCGAAGAAGGAUAUCUGAGCAGUGCCUUUUAAUAGUCUGCAGUCAGUGGUAUUGCACUAGAGAUUGGGGAAUAAACAGUCCCCUGCCCUCAUGAAAUUGAGUAUAUAGCUUGUCCCUCGUGUUAAAGGUCUGCAGCUAAGCAGGUGCCUGGUGUUGACAGAAUGGCUGAAAUGUGGAGCAUGUCCUGCUGGAGGCAGAGUUAAAACCCCUAUCCCAAGACCGUGAGACAUUCAGAGCAUCGUUGCUAUGUUACUAUAAUGAGGUAAUUAUGUGGAUUUUAGCACAAAUUGACCAGAGUACAAUCAACAUCCGACCACCCACAAUGGAGUUAUGAGUGCAGGGUCUCCCUAAUAUACUGGUGAAGGCCUGACCAUGCAAAUAUUGGAAAUGAUAACCAGUGAUUGGUUAGCACAAAGUAGAUGCAGUGGUUUUUAAAGCAAAUUUAUGAAUAAGUAUGUAAGUUAGCUCACUGAGCUUGAAGGUUUGUUUUCAGAUGUUUUGUCACUGUACUAGGUAAUGUCAUCAGUGAGAGUCUCUGGUGAGGUGCUGGUGGUAUGUUCUGUCUCUCUGUUUAUAGGUCUUGGUUUCUUAAGGUGGAUGAUGUCAUUUUUCUGGUUUCUUUUCAAGGGAAGGUGGAUAGGAUCUAAAUCGGUGUUUAUCGAUGGCGUUCUGGUUCGAAUGUCAUGCCUCUAAGAAUUCUGGUGCGUGUUUUUCUGUAUAUUGAAACAAAUAAGACAAAAUGUCUUUUGUUUAAUGGAUAUCUUUAAAAGUAUAUUUGGCAAGUUCCCCAUGCUAUUGCUCAGGGGUAGUGAUGUUUGUCAGCCUAGACAUUCAGGUUAUAUCAUCUGGCUUACUGUGUACUAAUUUGUACUGAAGGUCCACCCACUCAAGGCUAUGUGGUCUAAUUGAUGCCAAAAGUCAUUUCGAGGUUUUCUACUAUUAGGGUCAGUCAGAAGAGGUCUUCUGCUUCUGUAGAUUGGAAUUUUUUUGUAACUUUGACCAAAACUUGGUUUUAACCAUUUUCCUUACCGUGCUGCUGUAAAUGAGCUCAAUAACAAAAAUAAAAUAUAAAAUUGCAGUUUCCUCACUCCCAGUUUCUGAUGGAAUCAAACAAAUCGGUUUUUAAGUCCAUUAAUUACUGUUAAUUAAAGGCCGUGUUCUGUCCAUAUUAAAGUUAUAAUCAUAUGUUCAAAGCCAUUCCUAUCAGCAUCAGUAAUUAAUUGGAGUUGGACUAACAUUUAGAGACCAGUGACCUUUCUUCAGGUCAGUAUAAAAAUGUAAGAGCACAAGUUUUAUUUUAGAAAAUCACAUUUUACUUCCUAAUAAAAUGCAUUUAAAACACGAAUUAAAUUUAAGAUGACCAUGAGCACAUUGGUGACUCAGAAUAAAUUCCAAUACUAUGUUCUACAAAAAGAUAUCUGUGAUAUGUUAAGAAGCCAACUUUUACUGCAAAGUCUUUACAUUCUGAAGCCAUUAGACCCCAGGCACAGCCUCGUUAACUGGUAGCUGAACAGUGACUGAGAUCAGUUUCUUUUUGGAUGCUAAUGAUUCAAAACUGGCAUUCAGAAUAGAGACAUCUUGACGUUUUAUGUCCCUUUGUAAUUUUUAAAAAAGUGCCCAACAUGCACAAGCCCAUGUAUUCAUGAUUUGAGUUUCAUUUGAUGCUGUAAUGUUUUUGAGCACUUACCUCCCUAUAUUUGGUCACUUGCUGUCAGUUAAUAAAUUUAUACAAAGUGAAGGGUGUGUAAUAUGAGCACGAUAGGGUUUCCCUUUAUUUAUUUAUUUAUUUGACUCAGGUUUUUAUAUUUCAGUUUAUUUUCUCUCCUACUUUUCCCAUUGUCGCUCACCUUUACACAUCCUCAGUUGGCCACAUGGACCCCAGGCUGCUCUCAGCCCUUCGUUUUAAUGAACCUGGCAACUUCCAUGCCUCUGCAGAUUUCCACUGAGUGGCAGCUAGACCCUACGAGUAGCGGAUCCUAUAAGCAAAAUCAGUCAAAAGUUAAAAUCAAUUGAUGCAGGCACGUACAUCUGAGUGGUCAUCCUGCUUGGUCUUAAUCUCUUGGUCUUAAAGCACUUGUGUCCAGUGCUUUAAGCACCCAGUUGCCAGACUGCUGUACCAGAAAAUUUCUUUGAAAAGGAUGUCCAACCAUACUGUUUCUCUCACAUUAUUUACUGAAUAUCUGUGAAUAGAGUCAUGGGAUUGGAAGGGUUUUUGUGUUUACACCUAAUUGUUAUAGGCUUUAACCUGAUUGGAGAGGAGUCUCACUGUCUGUGAUGGUCUUUACAGAUUCCUCUUUGUGAAAUGAUACAAUUCUGAAACUGCUCACCUCUCGGAGUCAUGAUGCUAUUUUGCAUGUGUGAAAAUGCUUUUAUUUUUCACACUCUGUGGAGACAGCAAUUACCAUUCAGGUUUGUAACAAAUGAAUUAUCGAUCUUUUCUCUGGUAAUAAAACAAAGGUUAAGCAUUUUUCAUUUUUAAUUAAAAACAAGCAGGUUAUAUUUGUGGACUCCUAGCUAAAUUGUUGCUGAUUUUUAAAUCAUUCAUUUGUACACAAUUGAAUUUGGGACUGUUGGCAGGUACCUUUUUGGAGCCUGUUUCCGUGCACACCUCUGGAUCCUUCCAAAGCAGUACACAUCGUAAAAUUAUCCCGGGAGCAAUUUGAUCACCUUUGCCAGUGUUUGCACCUAUCAGAAAGACAAACCCAGAAGAAUAUAGUAGCCAUUGCCAAUGUUUACAAGGGUUAUAAAAGCAGCAGGUUUGAACAGUCAGAAAGCAUUCUUGGGACAACAGACACAGUGAAUGAUUUUUCAACACUUAGCACCUAUAAGCCAAGGCACAUCACUAGUUGAGAACAUUAUUGAUAGAGCAAUUGACCUCCUCUCCCCUCCAAAACAAAACCGUUCCUUUUGGAUCACCUUUUGCAAUCUAAUUGUAUUAUAUGGUAUUGUUUUUAAUUGCCUUCGUUCCAUUUAUAAUUUUUUAAUGAAAAGAAAUCAUUUCAGUAUUAGCGUUAAGUUAUGACUUUCCAUCACUCUCACCCUCACUGAGUGCUGUGAGUUGGAGCUGAAGAACCAUGUGCAAGUUGCCUUUUGUUAAGAACACAAACAAUUCUUUUUGCCAAGGUACUGUUUGCUGGUGUUGGUUUUUAUUUGAACAGCAUAUUGUGCCACUUUUAUCUGAUCUAUCCUGAUAUUACCAGCAUUUUGAAGGGUGAUUCAUGUAUUCCUUUUUACGUGUAAAUGUCUUUUUUUGUUUCUGUAACAUGUAUGGUGCAAUUUUAAUU